AGAGGUUCCUUAUUUUCUCAGAUUCCUCAUAGAAAAUUUUCACUCUUUCUUACUGUUUAAAAUUGGGUAAAAUAAGUGAAAGGUCUAAAUAAGCAUCAUGGUUUGAAUAUCAAGAAUGGAUUUCCCGUCUCCUCCCCAGUAGAGAAUAUCUUUUGUUCAUUUAUCCUUAUUCCUAGCGUCUCGAUAGUUCGUGAACACGAUUUGCAGCACUUUCUUUACCUUUAUGGCCUGGAAUCAACCUCCUCCGGGACACCAGCCUGGUUAUAAUCCAGCUUAUGGUGGGCAGUAUAAUUAUGGUCAACCACAGGGAUAUCAACAGCAGAACCCAUAUGGUCCUCCACCUCCAGCAUCACAGUAUCCUCCUGGUUAUCCAGGGGGGUGGGGAGGCCGUCCAGGUCCUCCUCCUGGGGUUGAUCCAGUCCUCUGGGAUUGGUUUCAGGCAGUUGAUCAGGAUAGAUCUGGAAAAAUAACUGCCAAAGAAUUGCAGCAAGCUCUCUUAAACAACAACUGGUCGCAGUUUAAUCCAGAAACUUGCCGACUAAUGAUUGGCAUGUUUGACAAAGAUCAAUCUGGCACAAUUGACAUUCAUGAAUUUUCAGCACUGUGGAAAUACAUCCAGCAGUGGAAACAAUGUUUUGACAGCUUUGAUCGUGACCGAUCAGGAACAAUUGAUGCUAAUGAACUUCAAACAGCCUUCACAAGCUUUGGAUACAGAUUAUCACCAAGUUUCUGUAAUCUGUGUGUGCGCAAAUUUGAUCGCUUGAAUGUUCACACGAUGAAGUUUGAUGACUUCAUUCAGUGUUGUGUUAUGCUGAAAUCUUUAACAGAUGCUUUUAGGAAACAUGAUCAUCAACAGACUGGCACAGUUACCAUCAAUUAUGAACAGUUUCUAGAAAUGGUGCUUGGACACACUUUGAGUGGAACAUAACAAUGUUGAUAUGCAGUGUUGAACCUUUGACUCUCCAAGUAGUCCUCCAGGCAGUAUGUCAUCUUUUGAAGGGUUUCACUGGCUUGCACUUCAAAACUGCAAGCUAAAAGUACUAAACCUUACUUACUAUAGGUACAAUUAGAAUAUCAUUUUAAUAAAUUGUGUAAUCUUGGGUAUGACAUAUAUGUUUUCCUUUUACAAAAUCAGGGGAAGUGUUUAGGAUGAACUGUAUUUACCUGUAGGUUAUUAAAAUCUUUGUUGUCUGUUUCCCCAGUGUCUGCACUUGUUAUGAAUAAAUGGGGGGAACUUCUGUUUUCUUUUGGAUUUAAAUUAGCUCUUCAAAAAUAGAAAGACAGUGCAAUUAUAUUAAGAUUUUUUUUCAUUGUCAUUUGCUUAAGACAUGCUUUUAAAUGGGAAAACCAUAAAGUUUUUUUUAUAGGAGAGAGCUUUACAACUGCCUCUAUAGCAUAUUUUAUUGUAUAUUAGACCACAUAAUUUUAAGUUUACAAGCAAUGUUACUCCUAGCAGUUUUUACAAGUUGUUUGUUAGCCCUUUGGUGUUAGCAAUAUUGAUAUUCUGUAGUAUUAAGUGUUGUCUAGAUAAGAUAUAUUACACUGUUUCUGCAAGAA
Messenger RNA from Pocillopora damicornis (cauliflower coral), 1557 nucleotides. Its product is annotated as programmed cell death protein 6. Gene Ontology annotation, biological process: COPII vesicle coat assembly. Gene Ontology annotation, molecular function: calcium ion binding. Lineage: Eukaryota; Metazoa; Cnidaria; Anthozoa; Scleractinia; Pocilloporidae. The record is from RefSeq and is a predicted model, not a curated record.